Molecule: messenger RNA, 891 nt
Organism: Peronospora matthiolae
Lineage: Eukaryota; Oomycota; Peronosporomycetes; Peronosporales; Peronosporaceae
Source: the annotation of a GenBank genome assembly
AUGGCUCAGCGACUCACCCGCGAGUGUUUCAAGCAGUGGAUCCAGGGGCUCGAUGCAUUCCUUUUUGACUGCGAUGGAGUUUUGUGGCGUGGAAGUGCUCCUAUUGAGGGUGCGGCGAACAUGAUCCAACUUUUGCGGCAGCUCCAGAAGCGCAUUAUGUUUGUAACCAACAAUGCCACGAAUAGCCGAGCUACUUACGUGAAAAAACUCGCGUCACAGGGCAUCCCCGCUGUGGAGACCGAUAUUGUCACCUCUGCAUGGGCUACGGUGCAAUACCUGAAGCAGCACAAGGUUGAAGGCAAAGUGUACAUGGUGGGUGAGGCAGGUCUCCAGACGGAGCUAGAGAUGGGAGGGUACCAAGUCAGUGGCAUGGAGCACAGCGAUAUCAAGGGACUUCCGCACGUGCCAGACAUUGACAUAGAGACAAAAGCUGUUGUCUGUGGACUAGACCGGUACCUUUCAUACUACAAGAUGGCGCACGCUACGGCGUGCGUGCGUCAGAUUCCGGGUUGCCACUUUAUUGCCACCAACCCAGACUCGACGUACCCGAUAGACGGCGCCAUCGUCCCGGGCGGUGGCUCUCUGGUCCACAUGCUUGAGUGCGCUAUUGGCCAUCCUCCUGAAGCAGUGUGUGGCAAACCGUCGCAGGACUUGCUCCAGACCAUUAUCACCACUUAUAAGCUAGUCCCUUCGCGCACGUGCAUGGUGGGUGAUCGUCUUUCGACGGACAUUGAGUUCGGUAACGCUGGUGGUCUGCAAACAUUACUGGUGCUGACUGGCAUCACGACCGAGUCCGAACUAGGCAGCAUUUCGAAUGCUGUUCACGUGCCUGACCACUACGUCGACUCCGUUGACGCGAUCAACCAGUUUCAUGCUGAAACAAGUAUGUAG